Messenger RNA from Danaus chrysippus (African queen), 297 nucleotides. NCBI's taxonomy places the organism in Eukaryota, Metazoa, Arthropoda, Insecta, Lepidoptera, Nymphalidae. The record is from the annotation of a GenBank genome assembly.
AUGGCUUGCAAAUUCUGUGGUCCGAAACUAUCUCUAUGUGGGCUCGUUUUGAGUGUCUGGGGAAUUAUUCAAUUGACCUUGAUGGGCGUUUUCUACUAUAUACGAGCUGUAGCUCUGCUUGAAGACAUUCCUCUCGGUGAGAAACACGGCAGCAUCGACGAAUUUGUUGCUGAAGUAGAACAUGGAUAUAAUCAGAAUGCCCUUAAUUGCUGGAUCGCCGCCCUGCUCUAUGUGAUCACAUUGGUAAUUUCUGGUCACCAAUUCUGGAUGAAUAAUCGCUCAUCAGUUAGCAUGUAA